Molecule: messenger RNA, 1660 nt
Organism: Colias croceus (clouded yellow)
Lineage: Eukaryota; Metazoa; Arthropoda; Insecta; Lepidoptera; Pieridae
Gene: RNaseX25
Product: ribonuclease Oy
Exons: 3
Coding region: 167-952 (261 amino acids)
Biological process (GO): RNA catabolic process
Cellular component (GO): extracellular region
Molecular function (GO): ribonuclease T2 activity; RNA binding
Source: RefSeq, a predicted model, not a curated record
UCAACAUUCAGAGUUCAGACGUCAGUAGCAAAGUGAACGUCGAGAAUUUACACAAAUUUAAUGAAUUAUGAAUUAUUUAAAAAUAUAAUUUUAUCUUUAUUGACAUUUUUUACAUUUUAAUGAAUUUUUGUAUAUAAAUAAAUGAAUUUGCGUUUCUAUUGCAAUCAUGAAUUUUUAUGUAAUACUUUCUAUUGUGUUUACAUGCGUUUCAUUGUCUCAACAAGCGCACCAUGAUUUCGACUUGUUGAUAUUCACCCAAAACUGGCCAGCAACAGUUUGCAAGGAAUGGAAGAAAAUGGACCCCAUGCAUAAAUGCUCCAUGCCACGUAAAAAUGAUGCAUGGUCAAUUCACGGUAUCUGGCCAACAAAAUUGGGAACUAUUGGUCCUGCAUUUUGUAAUAGAACAUGGUUUUUCGAUCCUGAAAAGAUAAGACCCAUAGAGGACAAACUACUGGAAGAGUGGACUAACAUUUUCAAUGGUACGUCCAAUUAUGCACUGUGGGCUCAUGAAUGGAAUAAACACGGCACCUGUGCUGCCGUUUUGGAACCUCUUAGCUCUGAAUUUAAGUAUUUCUCUAUGGGCCUGGAUUGGUUAGAAAAAUACUCAAUGGGUAAAAUUCUAAAUGACGCAAACAUCUCGCCAUCAAACAGUAAGGAUUACCACAUAACUGAAAUCAACAAUGCCAUCAAAUCAGCUCUUAACAUUGACCCUGCGAUUGAGUGUAGAAAAAUUGACGGACAGAGUUUCAUAACAGAAAUUCGUAUUUGUUUUACGAAGGAUUUGAAACUGUCAGAUUGUGAUGGUGUAUUAGGAAGGAGGACGAUUGGUCAGGAUUCUAUUAUCACUAAUUGUGACGGUAGCAAGAAUAUAGUUUACCCCCAUUAUAAAGAGAAUAGUCUCUACAUUCAGCUGUAUAAAUUCGUCACUUGGCUGCAAUGGUUCACGUUUUAAGGGAACUAAGGAUAAUUGAAUUCUAUUAUUGGUAGUGUCGUUGAGCAUGAUAAGACAUAAUAAUUAAGGCAAAACACAAAUGUACCUCAUUUUAAAUUCAAGUUAUGAAUUUAUAAUGCUUUUUUUGUUGAAAUCAAUUUGUAAUUUUUUACUAUCAAUGUUUACAUUGUUUUGUAUAGAUAAUGAAUUAUGAGGCUUGUACUAUCAAUUUUUAAAUUCCUUUUGAUAAAAUACAUAGUUUUCAAUCGAUUUGAUUUUCCGUAAGGAUAAUUAUUGACUGUUAUUUACCAAAACAUAAAUACUUAUUGCGAUUGUGGCCGCCAUAUUUUUUUCAAAUGAAUUUACUGUGUACUACUGGGUAGAUUACAUUUUUUAUUUACUGUUUAUAAGAUAAGACUUUUGAUAAUUAUCUUUUUUAUUUCGUUUUAGUCCUUAUUGCCAUGAAACUGUCUUUUUCAAUUUUAUUUAUGAACUUGUCUUGAUACGCUUUAUUUUUUUUAUAUGCACAAUAAUGCACAGUUAAAAUAUAUUAUUUUUUUAUUUAUUCCAACACUAAUGAAAAGUGGCAAAUAGAUAUAAUACAAUGUACCUAUUAAUGACUUCCUGUUUAUCUUUAUAAUUUUUUAUCUAGAUGAAUUCUACAACAGGUUUACAAAUUUUAUGUACUUAAUUUUUAUGCAUUAAUAAAAUAUUAAAGUAUGGGAGAAA